AUGUCGUCGGAGGAUAUUGUCUAUCACGCCAAAGCCCCCAUCAAAGAGGGUCUCCAGGCCGGAACCAUCGGUGCCGGAAUCGGUCUUCUCGUCUCUGCCGUCCAGAACUCUAUCGGAACACACUCUCACGGAGCCACCGGUGUUGUUGCACGAACUGGAAGCACCAUCGGAGUCUUUGCCGCUAUGGCCGGUGUCUUUGCUGCUACUGAUGCUGCUGUUGCCAACAUUCGCGAGACCAAGGAUGCCUGGAACUCUGUUGCUGCCGGAUGCGGCGCAGGAUUGGUUGCUGGUGGAUUCCAGCGCAACGCUCAGACCAUGGUUUUCGGAUGCUUGGGUAUGGGUGCUAUGAUGGGCGCCUUUGAUCUCAGUGGAUCAUCUCUCAAGGGCAAGUACGCUGACAUGACCGAAGAUCAGAAGGCGCAAUGGAGAAAGAGCCAAUUGGACACCAAGUAA
Molecule: messenger RNA, 453 nt
Organism: Linnemannia hyalina
Lineage: Eukaryota; Fungi; Mortierellomycota; Mortierellomycetes; Mortierellales; Mortierellaceae
Source: the annotation of a GenBank genome assembly